Molecule: messenger RNA, 858 nt
Organism: Brettanomyces bruxellensis
Lineage: Eukaryota; Fungi; Ascomycota; Pichiomycetes; Pichiales; Pichiaceae
Exons: 1
Coding region: 1-858 (285 amino acids)
Molecular function (GO): GTPase activity
Source: RefSeq, a predicted model, not a curated record
AUGUCGAAAGUCGGAGUAAUGGUCAUGGGGCCUGCAGGGGUGGGAAAAUCUACAUUUUGCAAUUCUAUGAUGGCGUAUAUGGAAUCACAGGGAAGAUCAGCCAAUCUUGUUAACCUAGAUCCAGCAGCAACAGCACAUGAGUACGAAUUUACUAUAGAUAUCAGAGACUUGAUUUCGUUGGAUGACGUCGAGGAUGAACUCAAACUUGGUCCAAACGGUGGUCUUAUUUACUGCUUUGAGUUCCUUUUGAAAAAUUUGGAUUGGCUCGAUGACCAAAUCGGAGAUUAUCCAGAUGACUAUCUUAUUUUCGACUGCCCGGGACAGAUCGAAUUAUACAGUCAUAUACCGGCUAUGCCAAUUGUGGUGAAACACAUACAACAGCAACUAAACUUUAACCUUUGCUGUACAUAUCUAAUAGAGGCUCCCUUUAUGGUUGAUAGAGCCAAGUUCUUUUCAGGAGCCUUGGAAGCGAUGUCAACGAUGAUUUUCAUGGAGCUGCCUCAUUUGAACAUACUUUCAAAGAUGGACUUGGUCAAAGGAAAGAUGUCGAAAAGGGAAGUGAGGAAGUUCUUAUGCCCAGAUCCAAUGCUAAUGAAUGACGAUGAGGUGCAAGACGAUCAAAAAGAUCUGAUUCUAACAAAUCCCAAAUACAGACGAUUGAAUAAGGCAAUAGCACAGCUAGUGGAUGACUUUGGAAUGGUGCAGUUUCUGCCUUUGGACUGUUCCGAUAGAGACAAAAGCGAGUCUCUAAGAACGAUCGUUACAUGCAUUGAUAAUAUGACACAAUGGGAUGAAAACCAGGAGCCAAAGGAUCCGGCUGAAGAUAUGGAAGAACCAGAAGAUCCAGAGGACCAGUAA